GGGGCGCUGGGCCCCGCGGCGGCCCCGCUGCGUUCCCGGUGGGGCUGGGGUGAGGGACUCUUCAGCGUAGCUCCUAAAAGUGAAAGCAAAGUCAGCCGUAAUGACUCACUGCCCACGUUAGAGGCGUAUAGAGUGCUGCUUUUCCGGAUACAACUGCAUCUGUGCCCUGAAGAAGUACAGUCCAGUUCUGUUAGAGCGCUUUGUGAGCAAGCCCAAUUGUUCCUGAACCAAACAUACUUAAGGACCUCCUUCUGGAUGACCAAUGUGUAUUUUAACCGAUUAUAUCGGAAACUAAGUCUCCAACUUCCCAUUCAUUCCAGCUGGUAGCAACGCUUACAAUGCAAAAAAAUCACAAUUCAGGAUCACACAAACAUUACUCUUAAAACUUUCUAGAUGAUUGUAGUUGCUUUGGUUGUGUUCUAUGCUAGCAGAAGCCUUUUUCAAGGUUUACUGUUGACUCUAGAGCACCAUAUUCCCCGUUUACUGGGAGCCUUGGGGGCUAGCAAUAUGGGAAACUCAUGUGUUUGCCGCGAUGACAGCGGAGCAGAAGACAACGUGGAAUCUCAGAGUCGGCAAACGGAGAACAGUAGAGUACAUGUACCUGAAGCAAGAAGCCACCCAAGGGACCCUGUCCGUCCACCCAGGAGGGGUCGAGGGCCUCAUGAACCAAGAAGGAAAAAACAGAAUGUGGAUGGGCUAGUACUUGACACACUGGCUGUAAUUCGGACGUUAGUAGAUAAUGACCAGGAGCCUCCUUAUUCAAUGAUCACGUUGCAUGAAAUGGCAGAAACAGAUGAAGGCUGGUUGGAAGUUGUCCAAUCUUUAAUUAGAGUUAUUCCAUUAGACGAUCCCCUGGGACCAGCUGUUAUAACGCUACUACUUGAUGAAUGUCCGCUGCCAACAAAAGAUGCAUUACAAAAGCUAACUGAAAUAUUAAACUUGAGUGGAGCUGCUGCUUGCCAGGAUGCUUGUUACCCUGCCAAACACCGGAAUACAACUGCAGUACUGGGCUGCUUAGCAGAGAAGUUAGCAGGUCCUGCGAGCAUAGGCUUACUCAGCCCAGGCAUAUUGGAAUAUUUACUUCACAGCUUGAACUUCCAGUCCCAUCCGACAGUGAUGCUUUUUGCACUAAUAGCACUGGAGAAGUUUGCACAAACAAGUGAAAAUAAAAUGACAGUUUCUGAAUCGUGCAUUAGCGACCAACUGAUCUUGCUAGAGAAAUGGACAGAUAAUCCAGACUAUUUAAAACGCCAGGUUGGAUUCUGUGCCCAGUGGAGUUUAGACAAUCUAUUUUUAAAAGAAGGCAGGCAGUUUACAUAUGAGAAGGUUGACUUGACCAACAUUAGGGCUAUGCUGAACAGCAACGAUGUCAGUGAAUACCUGAAGAUCUCUCCACAUGGAUUAGAGGCUCGAUGUGAUGCCUCAUCCUUUGAAAGCGUUAGAUGUACGUUCUGUGUCGAUUCUGGAGUUUGGUACUAUGAAGUUACAGUCAUUACUUCGGGAGUGAUGCAGAUAGGAUGGGCUACCAAAGACAGCAAAUUUCUCAAUCAUGAAGGUUAUGGCAUUGGGGACGAUGAAUACUCCUGUGCAUAUGAUGGCUGCCGGCAGCUGAUUUGGUAUAAUGCCAGAAGUAAACCACAUUCCCAUCCCUGUUGGAAAGAAGGAGACACAAUAGGAUUUCUACUAGACUUGCAAGAAAAGCAAAUGAUCUUCUAUUUAAAUGGAAACCAGCUUCCUGCCGAGAAGCAAGUAUUUUCAUCUGCUGUAUCUGGCUUUUUUGCUGCAGCUAGUUUCAUGUCCUAUCAACAAUGUGAGUUCAACUUUGGGGCAAAACCUUUCAAGUACCCACCAUCAAUGAAGUUUAGUACCUUUAAUGAUUAUGCCUUUCUGACAGCAGAAGAGAAAAUCAUUUUGCCCAGACACAGGCGCCUGGCUCUGUUGAAGCAAGUGAGUAUCCGAGAGAACUGCUGCACGCUUUGCUGUGAUGAGGUAGCAGACACAGAACUCAGGCCGUGUGGACACAGUGACCUGUGCAUGGAGUGUGCCUUGCAACUGGAGACCUGCCCUUUGUGUCGACAGGAAAUACAGACCCGAGUCAGACAGAUCUCUCACAUUUCAUGACACAUGUGGAGAAAUACCACAGACUUGUUUUGAAUGAACUCCAACCAAUACUGAAAGGGGAAAGCAUCUCUAACCAAUCCUUACGCACAUAGAACCAUAGCCACGGCCAGAUUUCAUGCUAAACUGUAAUCUGUUUAUCUUAAAAAUGAAAUCUUUAAUAAGCUAUUUCAGGUUGCCAGCGAUGGGGACUGGUUUCAACAGUAAGGAAAGCUGGUAGGUCAGCGUGCUAUGGCUAUUGGUUCCUCCAAGCAAGACAAGAGGAGAGUGUGUCUCUUCCUCCCCCUUCUUGCCUGUCGCAAGUGCUGAAAAAAUUUGCACUGGAAGUACACGUACAAUGCAUUCUAGAAAAGAAGAGAAAAAUAUCUCCUAAAACAGGGCCGUUCUGUCUUGCGCUCGAAAGUCUCUAUUUUUGGCAGAAGUCAGUACUAAAAAGAGAAUGCCAAUGUUUUCCUGUUUAAUGUAGCCUCCUGCUGGUCAGAGACUCUGUAUUUUCCGGCAGUGGAUAUUAAACUGCUCAAAGACUUAAUCUGUACACAGACUGAUUUGAAAAGACAGUGUGGAGACUGUAGAGAAACUCACAUGUUUUAAUAACUUGGUGAUUCCAAAGAAUGUUCUGAUUUGUUUUUAAACGUUAAAAGAUCGGUGGUAUUUUCAAGUACAUAAUGUUUCUGAUGCUUUUAACUUCAGUAUCCACAUUUUUUUGUGAGGAUAUAAUUUUCAGGAUGUAUUCUUAACUAAUUAUAACGCUGGACUGGAAUUAAUUUGAUAUUCUGGGUAUUUUUUAAGGUAUCAUCGAACAUCUUUUUUAAUCCGUGUUGUUUUUGAAAGUUAUAUUCACUUUGGAAAUAUUGAGCUAUCUUAAAAGAUUGGAGGAGAAUUUUGGGCCAGUUUAUUUAAAAAAAAAAACACGUUAUUUGGAUACCAAGUUCGGUCUUAUUCUGUAACUCUUUAAAAAUGCACCUUGCUUGCCACGUGUCAGUCCUGCUCUGAGCAGGUUUGGGGCCACACUUCAUAUUUUCGGUAGGGAUCAUACAGUGGGAAUCUCUGCUCCACUUUAAUUACACAUUUGUGACGUUUGUAUGUUAAGGAUGCAUUUCAGCAGGCAGCUUUUGACUGUUUUACUAGGUUUCUACAAGGAAUCAGGGUUCACAGCUGGUGUCGGUGAAGUAGCACAAAAAUCAGUGGAGUUAUGCUUAUUUUGCACCAACGGAGGAUAUGACUCGGUCUCUUCCAAGACUUGUACAGGUUGCUUUUUUAAAUUAUCUGGCUAUAUAGUAGAACUUUACUGAUUCACACACAACUUACACCAAAACCAUCCCACUUCUUGGCAGUGGUUCAACAGCAGAGGCUGUUGUAGUGAAUUCUCAUGCUGCGAU
This is a messenger RNA of Gymnogyps californianus (California condor), 3497 nucleotides long. RefSeq names its product ring finger and SPRY domain containing 1 (gene RSPRY1). Gene Ontology annotation, molecular function: ubiquitin-protein transferase activity; protein binding. Gene Ontology annotation, cellular component: cytoplasm. NCBI's taxonomy places the organism in Eukaryota, Metazoa, Chordata, Aves, Accipitriformes, Cathartidae. Bases 394 to 2121 code for a protein of 575 amino acids. The transcript has 16 exons. The record is from RefSeq and is a predicted model, not a curated record.